Molecule: messenger RNA, 1417 nt
Organism: Amoebophrya sp. A120
Lineage: Eukaryota; Dinophyceae; Syndiniales; Amoebophryaceae
Source: the annotation of a GenBank genome assembly
AUGGGCGGCAGACAUUCGAAAGACGAUAAACCAGGCAAUCCCAACCAGAAGAAUAAACCCGUUUCCCGCACGACAGAUCAAGACCGAACCCUCCUCCAGCUGAAACUCCAGCGCGAUGACUUGAACAAGCAGAAGAAACGGUUCGCAAACUUAAUCGAGGAGGAAGCGAUAAUUGUAAACACCUGCCUACGGGAGAAGAAGAAGCAGCUCGCAUUGUUUCACUUGAAGAAGAAGACGAUACACGGCUACCAAUGCAAAAAUGUCUGAGUCUGGAAGAGUCGGGGCUUGUCAUGCACAUUUUGCAUGCCCCGUGAGGUCUGUGAUGCUGGUGCUAGCAUCGCAGAUUUUUUGAGAGCUUCUCGAUGCUCAUUACGCAUGAGAAAUGCCCUCUCCGCGUGCCGAGAACUGACUCCUCUUACUGCUCAUGCAACACAGAUAUUUUUUGAAUCCGCAGACAGCAUUACAAGUUGCAUUCUUCCAGACCCAGACACUUUUACAUUUGAUAGCGGCAAAAUGUUGACGAAUUGCGACAACGCGUUAUUUAUGCAAUGCAAAAGUAUCGUACUCGUAUAAAUACAUUAGAAGUUUCCCCAGCAUGAGAAAUAAAAUUUGUCAUGCGGUUUUCCCUUGAGAAAAAAAUUUGUAAUGCAUGAAUGCAAUUACUACGAGUAUGAUACUUUUGCACAGGUGGAUAUUGUUGAAGCUCCUGGAACUGAUCGACAACGUGGAACUGCUGCAAAUGCAGCAGAGUGUGGUGCAAGCCAUGCAGGUCGGGAAUGACAUGCUGAAGAAGAUGCGGAUAUGCAAUGCAAAAGCAUCGUACUCGUAUAAAUGCAUGACAAAUUUCCUCAGCGUGAGAAAUAAAAUUUGUCAUGCGAUUUUACCUUAAGAAAAAAAUUUGUAAUGCAUGACUGCACUACUUACUACGAGUGCGAUACUUUUGCGCAGGAUAGCAGAAGGAAGUGUCGGUGGAAAAAGUGGAAGAUCUGCUGGAAGAUGCAGAAGAAUUGCGGGAAUGGGUAUAUUAGUUACUAGCGAGUUUGUGAUGCACGAUUUUUCUGCAUGUUCUUGUGAUACGUGAACGUGUGAUGCAUAUCAGCACUACAUCUCGUACUAGUUAUCGUCACCUCUCAAGAUGAUGAAGUGGGAAUCUAAAAAUCAAAAACAGAACGCCGAGAUCAACGCCGUGAUGGCUCAGUACGGUGUAUCAGAGGAAGACAUCGACGCCGAGCUCGCUAUGAUAGAAGAGCAGGAAACGCUCCGCGUGUUAGAGCCACUGAAACCGGUGCCAGUUACGGAAUUGAAUGCAGUUUCGACUGCCAGUAGCAGUAAGGACAGAACUACGCAUGUUGAGAAAGAACAUGAUGAAGUGCAACGUGAGAGAAUACCGAUAGCCAUACCUGCAUUUUGUAAGCAU